AUGUUUCAAGAAGUAAGUUACUGUAGAAUACGUACAGUAUUACUGUAUUUUUAAAGGAGCAACAAUCUGAAACUCAUGAAUUGGCUAAACAAAUGAUAACAAGAAUUCAGUUAUUUGGAAGUUGUGAAGGAUUUUCAGAUGAGGAUUUGGAGGAUAUUCUGAAUAAGGUACUGUAGAAAAUAUUAAAGAUUUUCAGGGGGAAAAUAUGUUUUGUAGGUGAAACUGAUCUUCGAGCCGCUUCCUGCGAUGAUCGAAAUUUGUUCUCCGGUUAUCGUUUUUGGAGAUGUUCAUGGACAACUUUCAGAUAUGUUAAGGUUAGUGAAGCCACGUUUUAAUGAAAGUUUGAAAUAUUCUCAUGUAUUAUUCGAAAAAAUGUUUUUUUUUUCAGCUUUAUUGAUAAAAUCGGUCGUCCUCCAUCUUAUCAAUAUUUAUUUCUUGGUGAUAUUGUUGAUCGUGGAACUCGUUCACUCGAAACAAUUUUCUGGAUUUUUUGCAUGAAAAUUCUUUAUCCUGAUAAAAUCCACGUGAUUCGAGGAAAUCACGAAGUUCGUCGAGUCAACGCAUUAUAUGGUUUUCGAGAAGAAAUGUCGCGAAAACGAAGUGUUUCGAUGUGGAAAAUUGUGAACGAUGUGUUUUCAGAGAUGCCGAUUUGUGCUAAUAUUAAUCGGAAGAUUUUAUGUAUGCAUGGUGGAGUCAAUUCUAAAAUUGAGAAUUGGGCCAGUUUGGAGAAUUUGAAGGUUUGAGUUUUAGAAAUCUUUAAAAUUUUAAUUAAAUGUUUCAGAAACCACGAAAAUUUUCUGAAUGUGAAGAUGGUCUGACUGUUGAUCUUUUGUGGGCGGAUCCUAAUAGAAAAUCGGACGAAUGUAAAUUCAAUACGGUAAGUUUUUCACAUUUUAGAUACAUUCACAAAUCUUGUUUUCAGAAGCGUGGAAUCUCGACAUAUUUCAGCAAAUCUGCUGUCCAUGAUAUUUGUUCAGCAUUAUCGAUUGAUUUGAUAAUUCGAGCACACGAAAUGAAAAUCGCAGGACAUGAAUUUCAAUUUGAUAAUCAACUUCUCACUAUAUUUUCAGCACCACAUUAUUCUGGAAAUAAUGAUAAUUCAGCAUCAAUUGCAAAAAUUAGUAGAAGUUUGAAAUUGCAAAUUAUGACAUUGAAACCGAAAAUGGGAUUGAAUGAAAUGAAAGCUGAAAAAGAGGGAAGAAGAAAGAAAUUGAACUUUUUUGAUCCGGAAGAUAGAAAACAUAGAAGUCAGUUCUGAAAAGUUGAAAAAAACUAUUGUGAAUUUUCAGGAUUAUGUCAUGCUUAUGCUGGUUCUACUGAUUCUUCUUCAACAAUUCCUAGCUUGAGAAAAUUCCUUGAUUUCAAUGUUAUGCAUGGUCACGAUACGAAAUAUUGUCAAACAGUUGGAGAUACUUCAGGUCAAAAUAGUCGAGAAAGCAGCAUGGAAAGCAUCGAUCCAUUGGAUUCAGUGAGAAGAGCCAGCAGACGUGCAAAAAUUCCUGGAAAAGCAGUCAAUUUGCGAGAUGAUGAUAUGUCAAUUCAAUCGAUUCGUCAGAAAUUGGGUAUUCUUGCGGCUGAAGCAAAUAAGAGUUCGGCAGAAGAUUCGUCACUUAUGGUUCCAACUAAAUCCGCUACACCGACACCAAAAAAGAAAGAUGAAUGA
Caenorhabditis angaria is the source of this 1663-nucleotide messenger RNA. The record is from the annotation of a GenBank genome assembly. Lineage: Eukaryota; Metazoa; Nematoda; Chromadorea; Rhabditida; Rhabditidae.